This is a messenger RNA of Bemisia tabaci, 976 nucleotides long. RefSeq lists its product as uncharacterized. The record is from RefSeq and is a predicted model, not a curated record. NCBI's taxonomy places the organism in Eukaryota, Metazoa, Arthropoda, Insecta, Hemiptera, Aleyrodidae. Gene Ontology annotation, molecular function: zinc ion binding; nucleic acid binding.
UGGUGGAUGAGGAGUCGACUGAUAGCGACGAUUACUAUUCGGAGGAUGAUGGUCCUGAGCUAUUCAUUGGUGCGAUCGAAUCCAAGCAGGAGGACGAUCAGUGAAUAACAAUAGACGAGAAAGCCUGCUUCCCCACGACAUUGCAGAUUAUCCUUACCAAAAAGUAGGCAUGGAUUAUAUGGAAUUCAACAAAGAUCUGAACAUAGUGAUAGUGGAUUACUAUUCUCAAUAUCCAGAAAUAACAAAAAUCAGUAGUACCAAGGCCAGUAGCCUCAUAACACAGGUAAAAUCCAUAUUUGCUAGGAAUGGAAUUCCUGAAAUUAUUUUUUCUGAUAAUGGACCUCCAUUUAAUUCUAAGGAAUUUAUCAAAUUUUGUAAUCUAUGGUCAAUAAAAUCUGAAACUUCUAGCCCUCAAUAUGCUCAAUCCAAUGGUUUAGUUGAAAGAACAAUUCAAACACUGAAGAAAAUGUUAAAGAAAUGUGUAGAAUCAAAGCAAGAUCCUUACAUAGCUUUGUUAAAUUUUAGAAAUUCAGCUAAAGGCAAAAUGCCUUCCCCUGCAAAACUGUUAAUGUCGCGUAAUCUAAGAACAAAAAUGUAUGUUGAUAAGUCUAUGCUAAAACCACAAGCAGUCCCAUAUGAGACAUUUCAUAACUUGAAAACUGAACAGGUGGAGCAAAUGAAAAAAUAGCACAAGGGUCAUGGAGAAUUAUCAGAAUUCCAAGCAGAAGACCAGGUAUUCUUUAAAAAAUUAUGGAAAGGUGAUUGGGAACCUGGCAAAAUUGUUAAAAAAUGUCAACAACCCCGAUCUUAUGUAAUAGAAAGUAAAAAUGGAAAGCAAUACAGGAGAAAUCGAUUAUUUAUCAAACCUAGAAAAGACUGUCAGGAUGAAGAUAAUCUAAAUAGAGGUAAUAAGAUCUUGAAAAAACCUCAAACAGAGGACAAUAAGGAUAGCUGCAUUGUAGUGGAAAAAACAGCA